GAACACCAAACAAACACACAGACACAAACAAAAAUUUGUUGUAGUCCUGUUGUGCUUAAGGACCCAGCUACAGUCAGUUUUGCUAUCUAUCACAUGAGAAUACUAUGGAGCAGUGGCUUCACUGAAGAAGAAUUCCCGCUCAAGAUUAGCUGCACAUGCCUCAUUGGCUUCAGUCAGACUGACCAGAUUCUGUCAUGGGUGUCAUGGCCUUCCUUCCACUGAGCUGUCUUGGCCUUCUCAUUGCUUCUCAAGGAAAGAACUGUGGCUCAGCUGGAGUAGUGGAUAAUGGACAGAUUGACUACUCUAAUGAAACACUGUUUGGUGAAAAAGCUGUGAUCACUUGUAAUGAAGGUUACAUACUGGUUGGUCAGAGAGAGAUCAACUGUGGAGACCAAGGGUGGAUGGACAGCUUACCUGUAUGUGAAGUGUUGAAAUGUGAUCCGCCAGCUGACAUAACAGAUGGCAAAUUCAGUCCACACAAAGAAUCCUAUGAAUACCUUGAAGUUGUACAGUACAGCUGUGUAAAUGACUAUACACUCAAUGGAUCAAAAUCAUUAUCAUGUUCUACGGAUGGAAAAUUCACACCUGAUCCUCCAACAUGUACCAGGGUUGAAUGUACUGAUCCUAAGAUUGAAAAUGGCACAUGGAAAGAAGGUGCUCGACCUCCAUACAGGUACAAGAGUGCAGUGACACUCCAGUGCAAUUCUGGAUACAUUAUGAAAGGAGCAUCUAUCCAGACAUGUGACAUAAAUAGUCUGUGGUCUCCUGGACUUCCACAAUGUACACCGGUUAAAUGUACAGAUCCCAAGAUUAAAAAUGGUGAUCGGAAGGAGGGUUCUCAACCUCCAUAUAGAUACUCAUCUACAGUGACGCUGGAGUGCCAUUCUGGAUACAUUAUGAAAGGAGCAUCUACCCAGAAAUGUGACAUAUAUGGUCUAUGGUCACCGGGACUCCCAGAGUGUAAACCGGUUGAAUGUAAAGAUCUCAGGAUAGAAAACGGUGACUGGGUGGAGGGUUCUCGACCUCCAUACAGAUACUGAUGCAGAUCAGCCGUACCGGAUACAUGAUGAGAUGAGAACCUACCCAGACAUGUGACAUUAAUUGCCGGUGGUCACUUGGACUUGAAAAAUGAAGAUUGUACAUGACAAUUAAAAUCACGACAUGAUGUCUGGAAUAAGAUGGAAAACAAUUGAAUGCUUAACUCAUUGUUACCCUUAGGGCAAUUUAAAUUUUCAACUUUGUCUUGCUAUAUCUCCAGUUGUUCUUGUUUUAGUUGCUUUACAUUUUGAAUUUUUAGAAAGCCGAAACAAAAUAAAAGGACUUUGUGAAGAAUCCGUA
This is a messenger RNA of Amphiprion ocellaris (clown anemonefish), 1338 nucleotides long. Its product is annotated as C4b-binding protein alpha chain-like. The transcript is spliced from 8 exons. The coding region runs from base 195 to 1040 and encodes 281 amino acids. Gene Ontology annotation, biological process: negative regulation of complement activation, classical pathway. The record is from RefSeq and is a predicted model, not a curated record. NCBI's taxonomy places the organism in Eukaryota, Metazoa, Chordata, Actinopteri, Pomacentridae.